Molecule: messenger RNA, 774 nt
Organism: Dryobates pubescens (Downy woodpecker)
Lineage: Eukaryota; Metazoa; Chordata; Aves; Piciformes; Picidae
Gene: SNX10
Product: sorting nexin 10
Exons: 6
Coding region: 35-640 (201 amino acids)
Biological process (GO): intracellular protein transport
Molecular function (GO): phosphatidylinositol binding
Source: RefSeq, a predicted model, not a curated record
GGUUGGUAUUUUAUUGUAAUACAAACCAGUGAAGAUGACACCAAAACAUGAAAAACAAGAAUUUGUAACUGUCUUGGUGCGAGAUCCCAGAAUGCAGAAAGAAGACUCCUGGCAUUCUUACAUAGACUAUGAGAUAUUUAUUCAUACAAACAGCAUGUGCUUUACAAGGAAAACAUCCUGUGUCAGACGCCGCUUCCGAGAGUUUGUUUGGCUGCGGCAGAGGCUCCAGAGCAACGCGGUGCUGAUACAGCUACCUGAACUGCCAUCUAAAACUCCCUUUUUCAACAUGAACAAUCCUCAUCAUGUGGACCAUCGCCGGCAGGGUCUGCAAGAAUUCCUGGAAAAGAUCCUACAAGAUGCAUUGCUGCUCUCAGACAGUAGGCUUCAUCUCUUCCUACAGACUCAGCUAAGCCCAGAAGAUAUGGAGGCUUGUGUGUCUGGGCAGACCAAAUACUCUGUUGCUGACGCGAUUCAUAAGUUUGCCUCUUUGAACAGACGUUUCCCUGUAGAGGAUGAAGAGAGAAAAAAAGGGGAAAACAAUGCAGACUCCGACUCAGAGAGUUCAUCCUCCGGGCUAGGACCCAGUGAUGACAGCAUUUCAUGCAGAUGUAAAGAAAACCCAGCUUCUGAAGAAUCAUGAAAAAUCAUUCCUGUAUUGCUCUCUUAAGGGCAAUACACAGCAGAUUCUGCUCCGUUUACUGCUUACCACACGAACGCAGCUGGCUGGCAACGUCUACCUAAAAGAUACAUUAUCCAUACAACUUACGUGCCCUU